GCUUUAAAAUGGAUGUCGUUUCUUUGUUGUUCUCACCUGUUACGUUGACGGUCACGGCCAUAUCUUGUUUAUAUUUCCUUUACUGGUAUGGGACAUCGACGUUCAGCUAUUUUCGUGAUCAAGGUAUUACCGGCCCUAAGCCUGUACCUUAUGUUGGUAACAUAUGGGGCUUGUGGAAAGAGAAUCUACCGGAAUACGACAAGAAAAUGGUGAAGAAAUACGGCAAGACGUUCGGGACUUUCGAUGGCACGUUGCCGAACCUUUACACGAUUGAUGCCGACCUUAUCAAGUCUAUUUUCGUCAAAGACUUUGACCACUUUGUCAAUCGUCGAAACUUCGUCAUAAAGCGCAAAAUCUUUCGCAAGAUGUUGUCUAUCAUCCAAAACAAGGAGUGGAAAGACGUUCGUUCAUCCGUCACGCCCAUUUUCACGACAGGAAAAAUCAAACAAAUGUCGGUCAUGAUAACAGAUUGUGCCAAUCAACUUGUUCCUAAACUUCGAGCGAUAGCCGAAGGCGAGGGGAAAUUCGAUGCUAAACUACAUUUCAGCGCUUUUACGGUGGACGUGAUUGCCCGGUGUGCGUUCGGCAUGACGAUCGACAACCUGAACGGCAAAGAUAACGAGUUUAUGACGAAAGCCAAAGCAGUUUUCAGCCCACCGGCCAAUAAGUCGCCUUUGAUUAUGAUACCUUUCACGUUCCCGAAUCUGAUGGCUACCUUUGCCGAUCGCAUUUUCUUCCCCAAAGAAUUUGAAUUCUUUACCAACUUGCUGACUGAUCUGAUCCAGCAAAGAUCGAAUUCGACGGAGAAAUAUCACGAUUUUGUGGAGGUGGCCACCAAUGCCAUCAUGGAGUACACGAAAACAGUCAAUGGCAAGGAGAUGCCCAUGUGGGACAGGGAGGAAGUGGAUGAAAUUGUCAUUUCUCAGUCCAUGUUGUUCUUAUUGGCCGGUUUCGACACCACAGCCACUACACUGACGAAUUCCGCUUUCUUGCUGGCCAGGAACCCUGGCGUUCAGGACCGAUUGUACAAAGAAAUCAUCGAAAAGCACAAACACUUUGGUGAAGUGAAUCACGAGAUGAUUCUCGAUUUUCCUUACGUGGAUCACGUCAUUCACGAGGUUCUGCGCAUGUGUCCACCCGUCAUUAGGGUGGAAAGAGGUUGCAAUAAAGAGGUCACCUACAAAGGCAUUCACAUCAAGAAGGGCAUGGUCGUAACCGUUCCAGCCUUUCCUCUCCACUACAACGAAGAGUACUACCCCGAUCCUUACAGGUUCAACCCCGACAGGUGGGCUCCUGACAGCGAUAUCAAGCCGAAUCCUUACGCUUUCAUGCCAUUUGGAAUGGGACCCCGCAAUUGUGUCGGCAUGCGAUUCGCUAUGGAAGAAAUGAAAAUUGCUUUGUGCACACUUGUCAAGAAUUUCCGUUUCUUUCCUGUCGCUGAAACUCCGGAGACGAUGCAGUUUGAAGAUGGAUUUUUAGGAGUAGCCCAACCCAUUGGUGCCACAGUUGGCAUUGAAUCACGUUAAUUCCAUCUGUUUUUAAUUGAUUUGUCUUUGAGAUGUUUCCGGUGGUGCGUCGUAUACAUUUGGGU
Messenger RNA from Daphnia carinata, 1591 nucleotides. RefSeq names its product cytochrome P450 3A41-like. Gene Ontology annotation, molecular function: steroid hydroxylase activity; oxidoreductase activity, acting on paired donors, with incorporation or reduction of molecular oxygen; iron ion binding. The record is from RefSeq and is a predicted model, not a curated record. Bases 9 to 1526 code for a protein of 505 amino acids. The transcript is spliced from 13 exons. NCBI's taxonomy places the organism in Eukaryota, Metazoa, Arthropoda, Branchiopoda, Diplostraca, Daphniidae.